UCCCGUGAGUUUUGCGUUAUUUACACCGGUUUUGUAAGUCGUUGUUCCAGAAUUUAGGUAAUUAUCCGUUAACUUUUUCUGAACUGCACGUGUAGCUACAUUCUUUUUACGCCGUUUUCAACGAUUCUUUAACUUCGAGAUCUUCGAUAUGAUCCGACAUGUGAUGUAUUUAUUUUGGUCAAGAGUCCUACGUUCUAAAUGAGACCGAUGUCCCAUGCUUAUCUCCGGUGCUAUCGUUGCCUCCAGGCUUCGCUGUAAUUAGUUUGAUCGAGUGGGGGAUUAGCUCCUCAGCACACACAUAUGACUAACAUGGCUAUUUCCAGAGCGGACUAUCUCGGGCAAUUGCGAUGCGGUUCUCUGCCCUGAGCGAACAAGGGCCACGGGUGCAGUUGCUACCCCAAAUGCUCCCUUCUCCAGCGUGGCUCCGCGUUCUCGACAGGGCUCCAGCAUGAGCACGGAUCUUGAGCGCCUGUCGCUCAACUCGUCCUCUGCCAACUCUGUGGGCUCCGGCGGCCGCACACUGUCGGCCAACGUGAAGAAGCUGCACAAUGCGCUCAACCUCCUGCUCAACGACUUCGAGCGGGAGCAGUUCAUCCACUGCCUUAACGUUUACCACUCCAAGCGCAACGUGUUCGACCUGGUUCAGACUCUCAAAGUCAUUCUCAACGCGCCCAGCAAACGCCAGCUACUGCCCAUGCUGCGCCUAGUUAUUCCGCGUUCGGACCAGCUCCUGUUCGACCAGUACACGUCGGAGGGCCUCUAUUUAAAGUCUGAUAUUUUGGCAAGCAAUGGCAGUCCUGAAAACCUCGGGGAAAUUACCAACGCAAACCUCACCCCAGUUGCUGGCGGUCAUCACCCUGCACCGCCGGCGCAGUCUCUUCACGCUCACGGGGCCCUGAGAGCGUCUCCGGAUAGUUUCAGCACCAGCAGCGAGGGAACAGCUCCCCUCGUGCCGCUACUGGGUAGAGGAUUCUUGCAGGAAGUUCCCGGGGAAAUCCGACAAGUGUCUCUGAAACGCAACAAGAGCAACGAGGGUUUGGGUUUCAGUAUUCGCGGCGGCUCGGAGCACGGAGUCGGGAUCUAUGUGUCGUUGGUGGAGCCUGGUUCCUUGGCGGAGAAAGAGGGUCUGAGGGUUGGGGAUCAGAUCAUGAAAGUCAACGAUAAAGUGUUCGACAGGGUGACACACGCGGAAGCAGUGAAGGUGUUGAAGGGCAGUAAGAAGCUGUCCCUGUCGGUGCGGUCAGUGGGGCGGAUCCCGGGGGGAUAUGUGACCAAUCACGUGUACACGUGGGUGGACCCUCAGGGGCGCAGUGUGUCCCCGCCCCCGGACCUGCCGGAGCACCGGAGCGCCACCCUGCGGCGGGGCGAGGGGCCCAGACGCAGCCACCUGCAGCUGCUGCAGGACGGGGACGAGAAGAAGGUGAACCUGGUGCUGGACGAUGGGCGGUCUCUGGGGCUGAUGAUCAGGGGCGGGGCUGAGUACUCCCUGGGCAUCUACAUCACCGGGGUGGACCAGGGCUCCGCUGCAGAGUGUGGAGGGCUGAAGGUGGGAGACCAGAUCCUGGAGGUGAAUGGGCGGAGCUUCCUGGGCGUCCCCCAUGACGAGGCGGUGCGCGUGCUCAAGUCCUCGCGCCACCUGAUGAUGACGGUGAAGGACGUGGGCCGCCUGCCGCACGCCCGCACCGUCGUCGGGGAGACCAAGUGGAUCAGCUCCCAGAUCGCUGAGAGCUCGGCCAGCAGCAGUGUGGCGGGGCUGCCUAUGGACCAGGGGGCCUCUGCAUCGGGGAAGCCCAUGUUCUAUAAGGGCGUGGCCGGCUCUCAGGUGACCCUGUCCAGCCUGGUGACCCCGCCCCGGGCCCUCCUGGAGGAGCAGGCGCGCCACCUGCUGACGGAGGCGGAGCGGCAGACCAUGGGAUACUACCUGGAGGAGUACCGGGACGGCCACAUCGCAGUGGAGUCUCUGGUCAUGGCUCUGUUCGAGCUGUUUAACACCCACGCCAAGUUCUCCCUCCUGUCGGACGUGCGGGGCCUGGUGGCUCCCCAGGAUCUGGAGCGCUUUGACGGGCUGGUGCUGCGCCGCGAGAUCCAGGCUCUGAAGGCCCGGCAGGCCGGCGUGGCCGCUCCCCCGCCCCACAACCACGACUCCUUCUCCAUGGUCUCCUACCCUGACACCCUCACCUCCUCCGCCAGCUACCUGACCUCCACCACCCUCAGCUCCGCACGGAAUGAGAGCACGUUGGAUGGGAGCUGUGGAGAUCCACAGGAGGCGCUGGACGGCCUAGCUGACAUCUCUCUGGAUGAAGUGAACUCCGUCGUUGGGCCCCCUCCCUCCUUUAAACCCCCUCCCCCACCGGGGGUCCAGAGACGCCCCAGCCGGCGAGACCACCCCAAACCAAAGAGGCCCUCCUCUCUGUCCUCCCAGGGUGGGCUGUCCUUCACCGCCCCCUCCGGCCUGCCUCCCGCGCCCUCUGACCUCCCCAAACGGGAGGUGGCCACCACCCAGCUCUCCUUAGUCACCCAGCAUCCCAUUGGCCCAUUCCCCCGAGUGCAGUCCCCUGGCAGGGCCAAGCCAGCCCCGCCCCCUCCCGCCCCUGUCCCCGCCCCCACCCCUGCGGCCCCGCCCCCGAGCCCUGAAAAGCUCCCGCCCUCUUCUCCCAGCACCAGUCAGCACUUUGUGAUGGUGGAGGUUCACAGGCCCAACGCAGAGCCUGACGUGAAUGAGGUUCGACCGCUGCCACAAGCCAGAGGAGCCGCUCUGUCCCGGCUGUCAGACAGUGGACAGACGCUCAGCGAGGACAGUGGAGUGGACAUCGCAGAGUCGGGGGGGUUGAGCAAGGACAGCAGUCCCCGUCCCGCCCGGCCACGCCCCUCGCGGGAGGGGCAGGGAGGGGAGGGCAUCUCCAAACCGCCUGGUUUAUUGGAGCCCACCUCCACCCUGGUGCGCGUGGCCAAGAGCUCAGGCACACUGGGAAUCGCCAUCGAGGGCGGGGCCAAUACGCGGCAGCCCCUCCCACGCAUCGUCACCAUACAGAGGGGGGGCUCUGCCCAUAACUGCGGGCAGCUGCGGGUGGGUCAGGUGAUCCUGGAGGUGAACGGCGUGUCGCUGAGGGGGCGGGAGCACCGGCACGCAGCGCAGCUCAUCGCCGAGGCCUUCAAGACCAAGGAGAGGGACUACAUCGACUUCCUGGUCACCGAGUUCAACGUGGCGCUGUAG
Messenger RNA from Conger conger (European conger), 3214 nucleotides. RefSeq names its product whirlin a (gene whrna). Gene Ontology annotation, biological process: sensory perception of sound; auditory receptor cell stereocilium organization. Lineage: Eukaryota; Metazoa; Chordata; Actinopteri; Anguilliformes; Congridae. The record is from RefSeq and is a predicted model, not a curated record. Gene Ontology annotation, cellular component: cilium; stereocilia ankle link complex; plasma membrane. The coding region runs from base 449 to 3214 and encodes 921 amino acids. The transcript is spliced from 12 exons. Gene Ontology annotation, molecular function: protein binding.